This is a messenger RNA of Mus caroli (Ryukyu mouse), 958 nucleotides long. RefSeq names its product LSM4 homolog, U6 small nuclear RNA and mRNA degradation associated (gene Lsm4). The record is from RefSeq and is a predicted model, not a curated record. Gene Ontology annotation, biological process: nuclear-transcribed mRNA catabolic process; mRNA splicing, via spliceosome. Gene Ontology annotation, molecular function: RNA binding. Lineage: Eukaryota; Metazoa; Chordata; Mammalia; Rodentia; Muridae.
UUUACGGCUGCUUCUCAAUCCCACAGUAGGAAUACGGUGCGGCCGUCGGUCUUGUUCCGUAGGUACCGCCCUAGCCCGACCCGAUUGGAUGGAUGCCCGUUGAGCCGCACGCUGAUUGGCCAUAGUUUCUGCCAGUCUUUUUCAGUCUGGGGCGCGCGGUCGGCCGCCGGUGAGAGCGCGAGGGUCUGUGCCGCGGCGGAAGUUAUCGCUGCAGGGAAGAUGCUUCCCUUGUCGCUGCUGAAGACAGCGCAGAAUCACCCCAUGCUGGUGGAGCUGAAGAAUGGGGAGACGUACAACGGGCACCUGGUGAGCUGCGACAACUGGAUGAACAUCAACCUCAGGGAGGUGAUCUGCACGUCACGGGAUGGUGACAAGUUCUGGAGGAUGCCUGAGUGCUACAUCCGUGGCAGCACCAUCAAGUACCUGCGCAUCCCUGAUGAGAUCAUCGACAUGGUGCGGGAGGAGGCCGCCAAGGGCAGAGGGCGAGGAGGACCGCAGCAGCAGAAGCAGCAGAAAGGCCGAGGCAUGGGCGGCGCUGGCCGAGGUGUGUUUGGUGGCCGGGGCCGGGGUGGCAUCCCAGGUGCAGGCCGAGGCCAGCCCGAGAAGAAGCCAGGGCGGCAGGCAGGCAAGCAGUGAACAGUCCCGGCCUGAGCCGAGCCCAGAAUGGUGGGCGAGGCCUCAGGGCACCUUUGUGUGAAGCCCCACUUGUCGUCUGGUCCAGUGAAGUCCCUCGCUGGCCACUGACUCAGUUUCUGGAAGGUUCCGAGUCUGAGGUGCCCGUGGAGCCUUGGAUGCCCUUUGACGGGCUGACUUCUUCCAGGCAUGUUUGAGUUUCAGUUGGAGCUGCAGGCUCAGCCCAUGGCGGCUCACCUGUCCUUUACCAGCCGCACCCUGUACAUCUUCUGUUUGAAAAAUAAAAGCAAACACCAUAGAAGGAGCCAGCCAUCCUUCUGCCUAA